UCCGGCUGCUGCGUGCCAGACCGCGCCGGGCGCCGGGCUCUCUCGCCACCAUGCUGGCCUCCGCGCAGGGAAGGUCCGCCCCGUUCCACUCCUCGGCCGCCGCCGCCGACGACGCCGCGCCAGCUGUCGCUCACCCGAAGCCUUGCUGCAGCCACGGCAAGGACCGCGAGAGCACGAAAAUGGCGGUCCCCCCUGCUUAUGCUGACCUAGGAAAAUCUGCUCGGGACAUUUUCACCAAGGGAUAUGGAUUUGGCUUGGUAAAGUUGGAUUUGAAAACUAAAUCUGAAAAUGGACUGGAAUUUACAAGCUCAGGAUCAGCAAAUACAGAAACAAGCAAAGUUACUGGAAGUUUGGAAACUAAGUACAGGUGGACAGAAUAUGGUUUGACAUUCACAGAGAAGUGGAACACUGACAACACGUUAGGCACAGAGAUCACUUUAGAAGAUCAGCUUGCACAAGGACUGAAGCUGACCUUUGACUCUUCAUUUUCUCCUAACACUGGAAAGAAGAAUGCUAAAAUUAAAUCUGGAUACAAGCGGGAACAUAUCAACUUGGGUUGUGACAUGGAUUUUGAUAUUGCGGGUCCUUCAAUACGUGGUGCCUUUGUCUUUGGCUAUGAAGGUUGGCUGGCUGGCUACCAGAUGACAUUUGAGACAGCUAAGUCCAGAAUAACUCAGAGCAACUUUGCUGUUGGUUAUAAGACUGAUGAAUUCCAGCUUCACACUAAUGUGAAUGAUGGGACAGAAUUUGGAGGUUCCAUUUAUCAGAAGGUGAAUGAUAAAUUGGAAACUGCUGUCAAUCUUGCUUGGACAGCCGGAAAUAGCAACACUCGCUUUGGAAUAGCAGCCAAAUAUCAGAUUGACCCAGAUGCUUCUUUCUCUGCUAAAGUGAAUAAUUCCAGCUUGAUUGGUUUAGGAUAUACUCAGACUCUGAAGCCAGGUAUCAAAUUGACACUGUCAGCUUUGCUGGAUGGGAAGAAUGUCAAUGCAGGCGGCCAUAAACUAGGUCUAGGACUGGAAUUUGAAGCAUAAACAAAGGGAUUGUACCAUCACUAAUUCUGAAAUACUAUACAGCAUAGCUACCUUCCGAAUUUAGUGUACUUUUCAAUGUUUUAUGUCUGGGAUGCAAUUAUUGCCGUGUGUCAGUCAUGUUGAACCAGGUGAACGAAGGCUAAGCUUCAAAGUAUGCUUUUCAGAGAGGGAUGAGAGUACCUUCUCCACCUCCAGACCUUCGGGGAAUGUUGCUUAUUUGAAGCUCCAUACUUACCAACUGUUAGAUGAAGGUCUGAUUCUGUCUUUUACCUUUUCCUAAGGUAAUGGCUGCUGUAAAGGAAGACAUAUUUAAAAUUCAUGCUUUGAGAAUGUCAAUCUAUCAUAGUGCCCAGGAAAGCCAAUUUCCUGUUCCUGGACAAAUCAGGCUUUCAUUCUAUGAUGAAGUACUUCAACUUGUCUGGUAAGGGGAUGCUUAGGCAGAUGCAUCACCCACAUAUAAGUCUUAAUUAGUUCUCCCUCCUACACCUACAGCUCUCUUUUUACACCAACAGCUAGUCCUUGGAGUGCUUUAGAGUGUUCACUUCGUAUAACUUUGGCGUGUAGAAAGUUUGACGUGACUCAGCCAAUACUACUUAAAAUUCACAUCCUGUGUUGUGAUUCCUUUCCCUUGCACUAAUUAUGGAAAAGCUUGUACAACAGAGCCAUAAGCAGGGAAAAGUCUUUGUAAUCGUAAUCACCUAGUGGCAUUGCAUUAAACAAAAUGAACUUUGUUUUACCACUUUUUUUUAGCAGUUUUAAUGGGUACAUCUUCAGUCUUCCAUUCUUCUGUGUGGAACUAGACCCCAAAAUGCUGUACUGGACACCACUUAAAAUGAACAAUUCCCCAACUUGAAUAAAACAUUGAAACUCCA
Molecule: messenger RNA, 1903 nt
Organism: Varanus komodoensis (Komodo dragon)
Lineage: Eukaryota; Metazoa; Chordata; Lepidosauria; Squamata; Varanidae
Gene: VDAC1
Product: voltage dependent anion channel 1
Exons: 9
Coding region: 51-1031 (326 amino acids)
Biological process (GO): monoatomic anion transmembrane transport
Cellular component (GO): mitochondrial outer membrane
Molecular function (GO): voltage-gated monoatomic anion channel activity
Source: RefSeq, a predicted model, not a curated record